Molecule: messenger RNA, 672 nt
Organism: Trametes versicolor FP-101664 SS1
Lineage: Eukaryota; Fungi; Basidiomycota; Agaricomycetes; Polyporales; Polyporaceae
Exons: 5
Coding region: 1-672 (223 amino acids)
Source: RefSeq, a predicted model, not a curated record
AUGACCAGCGUUACAGAGGACAGAGCCAAGAUCGCUGCCGCCGCGCAACGGAACGUACAAAGCCUCCGGAAGCGGGAGCCCGCCCGCGUCCUGUACACCUCCUUCGACAACGAGUACGAGGUGCGGCAGCGGUUCCGCAAGAGGAUAGACCGCGACAUUCUCGGCACACAUCCUGAUAUGCAUGCCGUCCGGUCUCUCGAGACUGUGCUUAAGCUCGCGGAGAACAUCCUCGCAGCUCCUACCGACCCCGAUGUCCGGCGCUUCAAGAUGUCGAACAACACGAUCAAGAAGCUCGUCAUAGAGCCGAAGGGCGUGCUUCAGCUGGUCGUUGAUCUGGGAUUCCGAGAGAAGGUAGAGGACUUCGUGCCCUACUACGUCUUCAAAGGGGAUAACGUCAACGAACUCCGCGUCGGGGCGUCGAUGAUAAAGGAGGCGCUAGUGCGCGAGCGGAAGAAACUGGAAGACGAGAAGCUCAAGCAUGAGCGAGAGGAAGCCGAGCGCAAGGCGCACGAAGAGAAGAUACACAAGAACUUCCUGGACGACCGGCUGUCCGUGGCGGCGCGUGCGCAGCGCGAAAGGCAUAGUGGAUAUCAGGUGAAGGGCAUACCGCGUCCGAAGGGUCUCUCCAACGGGAGCAACAUCGUCACACUACAAGGCAAGGCAGCGGACUAG